AGAACUCCCAGAUAACAGUCUGGCUGACGGAAACUCUCUAGCCUGUGUUAGAUUGGGGACAGUGAGAAGAGCCUUGCAGCUGACUGUGCUGGUCUUUGAAGCAGAAAAGCCACAGUAUGAACUCUGUAGCACUUUUCGCACAAGGAUAGCGGAUUCUUGCAAAUGCAUCUCAAACAAAUUAUCUCCAGAGGAAAAAACUUUUGUCUGCUUAUGACGGUGUCUUUUAUCUUUUAAUCCCUCCCCUUUCAAUCCCUGCAUUCUCUUUAUCCUUUCACCUUUUUCCACUUGUUAUUUUUUAUCUUGAGCUCUUUAUUCUCUCUCAUUCAAGCACCUCCUCCCUUUUACGUUUUUCCUCUUAGUUCUUCCUAUGACACGCAAUUUAAAUUCAGAACAUUAUUGUAAUUAUAAACUAAAAUAACUGUUUUGCUACCAGCUAUGUGAGACCACAAGGCAGCCAGAAUCACAUUGGCUCAGUUAUUUCCUUUUAUUCCUCCCGUCUGUCCAUUUCUCUCUGUGAAGGAAAGUUGGAUGUAUCACGUGAGUUCAUAAACUGGAGCAACUCUUCCUUUGGGAUAUGGAAGAGAACAGAAUCUUACAGAUGUAUUUUCAGCAGCAGUUGUUAUGAAGCAACACUGAAAUGAUUGCUAUGGCGUCUAUUCCUUCAGUUUUCAAGAAAGAAAAAAACAGAAAACCAAUGAUAUGGCCAGCAGAUACCUCAGAGGACUCUUACAAACUAGGGGCACGGUUUUGGGAUGAGACACCAAAAUGGGGGGACGCCCCUAGUUUUUCAUUUGAUUACUACGACAAGGAGCCUCACUCAGUGAUUGGAACAGCUCCACAUCAGCAAGGUUUGGAGACCAUAGCUUCUAGUGGCUUAAAACCGAUAAGACGUUUCUUCCCUAGUUCUUGGAAAAAUGUAUUUCGGAAGAGCAGAACCAAGGAAAAGCCUUUUACGUUAAAGGCUUCUGAAGGUUUGCAAUGCUCCCCACCUGUUACACCCCUCCUUGAUGACAGUAGAGACACAAGUUUUGAGGAUAGAAAUGAUGUUCACACUAGGACAUUGAGCAGCCUAGAAAAGAACCAGGUGAUAGAAGCCAAGAAAUCCCCAGGUUUCUUGGAGAAGAAAAGCCACCAUUCAUCAAACUAUGGAGAAAAGGUAGAAGCAUACAACCUAAAAUAUUCCUACAUGAAGUCAUGGCCUGGUUUACUCAGGAUCCUGGCAGGAGUACAGUUGCUUUUGGGUGGGAUGGUAUUUGCCUGUACUUGUGCCUAUAUCCAGAAGGACUACCAAUGGUAUAACCUUUUUGGCACACAACUCCAAAGAACAUUGCCUGGUGGCUACAGCUACUAUGGCCCAAUGACUCCAUUUGUGAUAGUUGUGGCAAGUCUGGUAUUGCUAACCACCUUGAUUAUGCUGGGGUUGGGCCUGACCAUGUACUAUCGGACUAUCCUUUUAGACUCCCACUGGUGGCCUCUCACAGAAUUUGCCAUCAACAUCAUCAUGUUUCUACUGUACAUGGCAGCUGGUAUUGCUUAUGUCAAUGACAUCAAUCGUGGGGGCCUCUGCUACUCUGUGUUUGCUGUCAACCCAUUGAUGGUGGCCUUUUGUAGGGUGGAAGGGGGGCAGGUGGCUGCAAUAGCUUUUCUUUUCUUCAAUAUGUUUCUGUACUUGGUCAGCUCCUUGGUGUGUCUCAAAAUGUGGAGGCAUGAGGAGAGACGCAGGCAAGCAAGGAAGGCCCAGAGAAUACACAAGCCCAAGAGGAUAAUGUUCGAGGAUGAGGUUCAGCAUCUGGGUGAUAUGAAAAGCAAAGUCAUCAAGACGAUCCAUUUCUCAGAGAAGGGCAGUGACAGUGGAGCUCUAAACUACUCUAUCCCCACAGGGCACAGACCCAAACCUUAUGUGGUAGCAGAUUAUGUACUGAAAUAUCCAGAGAUUAUGAAUCUUGAAGAGAAAGAAAGAUACAAGGCUGUUUUCAACGAUCAGUAUGCUGAGUAUAAAGAACUGCAUCGAGAGGUGAGAGCUGCAAUGCUGAAGUUUAAAGAGUUAGACGCCAUGAUGAUCAAACUAAAAAGUGGACCUCAGAGCCAGAAGGCACCAGAGAGGAUUAAAGCCAUCACUGAAAAAUAUGAGCAGAAGAAGAAUAAUCCAGCAUUUAAGGAGAAACAAGAACGCUGCAGAUAUUUAAAGGAGAAACUAACCCACAUCAAACAACAGAUCCAGGCAUUUGAUCAAAAGGACGGCUCAGUGUACUUCUGAAAAUUGCCUCUGUGCAUAUAAAACUAUUGGAAAAUCUAGCAAGCCCAUAGGUUCAUGGGUGUUCCUUAUGACUCCAUAAACCGGCUCCAAAGUAUUAUAUAUUUGUGAUCAUUAUAGCAUAUAUUUAUAUAUAUUGUAUGUAUGUAUUACGAUUACCCAAUUAGUACAUUGCAUUUGUAAUUUUAUAAUGAUGCACUUAGUAGAUUCAAUAACUCUAGUGAUUUUAUGUUUACUUGAUUCUGUAUUACAAAAUGAAAUGUGAAAUAUUUUCUCUUCAAAUAAUUUGUGGACUUCUACAUUUGGGUAUCAUCAUCAUUCUAUCUAUUUAUUAACAUUGGUCAUAACUUCCUUUCCGAUAAUAUUAAAGAAACUUCCGGACUAGUUAGGUCAAUAAAUUAUUUCCAGGAAGAGGAAAUUAAAAAAAUUAUAUUCUCCCUUACCAUUAUGCUUUAAUAAAACUAAAGGCCUGGUGAUUAAAAAAGCAUCCCAGCAUGGAGAGAACUCAUGCAAACUCUUUGGGGGCUUUUUUUUAGCAUUAUAUUGCACAUACCUCUCCUUUAUAUAAAGAACUCUGCAUAGCGAGAUAAACAGCUCUCAAGAUAAAAUUUGCCUUUCUAAAAUUCUUUGAGGGACCUCUUGUCUUAGAUCAGUGCUUCUAAACCUCGGUCCUCAAGUACACCUAACAGGCCAGGUUUUCAUUAUACCUGAACUAGAGCACAGGUGAAAUAAUCAGCUCAUCAGUAACCAUGGUUACUAACCUACUCUCAACCAUCAGCUGAUUAUUUCACCUGUACUCUAGUUCAACUAUAAUGAAAACCUGGCCUGUUAGGUGUAUUUGAGGUCCGCGGUUGAGAAACACUGUCUUAGAUCAACUUGCAAUAGAAGAAGGCUUUAGAUCAUUGAACUCUAAGUCUCUCCCUAUCUCAUCUGUAGUCUUUACAUCUCAUUAGUUUCUUUUAGAUUCUGAGAAGAGCUUAAAGAGUGCCUGGAAUCCGGUUUCCUAAGUUCCUUCAGCUGUACCUUUCUCUCUGAUGAAUGUAUUCUGUUUACACUGCUGCAAAUAAAUUAUAUCUAUAAAGUAA
This is a messenger RNA of Bombina bombina (fire-bellied toad), 3339 nucleotides long. It is a transcript of the gene OCEL1, whose product is annotated as occludin/ELL domain containing 1. The transcript is spliced from 5 exons. Gene Ontology annotation, biological process: bicellular tight junction assembly. The record is from RefSeq and is a predicted model, not a curated record. The coding region runs from base 638 to 2257 and encodes 539 amino acids. Lineage: Eukaryota; Metazoa; Chordata; Amphibia; Anura; Bombinatoridae. Gene Ontology annotation, cellular component: apical plasma membrane; bicellular tight junction; cytoplasmic vesicle.